CCCCCGGGCGCCACGGGCUACCAGCGCCGCGGCUCCGUGCAGCUCUGGCAGUUCCUCAUGGGGCUGCUGGAGGACCCCCGCAACAGCGGCUGCAUCGCGUGGACGGGCCGGGGCAUGGAGUUCAAACUCGUCGAGCCGGAGGAGAAAACGUCACACCUCUUAUGGAAGCGAUGUGCGCUGCACCUACUCCAGCGCGACUACUUGUGGGUUGAAGUGCUGUGCGUCGUGUUGCAGGUGGCGAGGCGCUGGGGAGUGCAGAAGAACCGCCCUGCGAUGAACUACGACAAACUGAGCCGAUCGCUGCGAUACUACUACGAAAAGGGCAUCAUGCAAAAAGUGGCAGGCGAGAGGUACGUGUACAAGUUCGUGUGCGACCCGGACGCGCUGUUCAGCAUGGCGUACGCGGCGGGCGGCGGCGACGGCAACCCGCACCACCAGGCGGCGGCGGCGGCGGCGGCCGCGGCGGCGGCGGCGGCGGCGCACGCGGCAGAGUGCUCGCCCGUGGCGCCCUCCUCGGCCGCGUCGGCCGCGCCCGCCUCCUACGGCGACGUGCUCGUCAUGUACGGGGGCGCGGCGGCCGGCUACGGGCCCUUGCACCACCACUUCCAGCAGUACCUGGGGCGCGACGCGCCGGCGACCGCGCGCCUGCCCUGCCCGCAGCACUACGCGCCCGGGGCGGCGCACGCCCUGCCCGGCGAGCACGCCCUCGACGCCCACGGCUACGCUCGCGGGGGCGGCGGCGGGGUGGAGGACCUGUCCGUCGACGCCGCCGCCAAGAUGGCGGAGCGCAAGCUCCGGGCCGCCGCCGACGCCGCCGACAGCGCCACCAAGCUGCCCCCACCGCCGCCGCCGCCCCCGCCCGUGCACGCCGACGCCGGCCUCGCCAUGGACAACUGCGGCAUGGCCUGCGACACCCUGGGCCCGCAGCUCCUCGGCGGCGACCACGGCGCCAAGUUCGGCUCCCCGCAGCCGCACUUCUGCCUCGGCAUGGACAGCUGCAUGUGCUAG
Gryllus bimaculatus (two-spotted cricket) is the source of this 1008-nucleotide messenger RNA. The record is from the annotation of a GenBank genome assembly. NCBI's taxonomy places the organism in Eukaryota, Metazoa, Arthropoda, Insecta, Orthoptera, Gryllidae.